Messenger RNA from Biomphalaria glabrata, 10695 nucleotides. RefSeq lists its product as uncharacterized. Lineage: Eukaryota; Metazoa; Mollusca; Gastropoda; Planorbidae. Gene Ontology annotation, molecular function: DNA-binding transcription factor activity, RNA polymerase II-specific; RNA polymerase II cis-regulatory region sequence-specific DNA binding. The record is from RefSeq and is a predicted model, not a curated record. Gene Ontology annotation, cellular component: nucleus; aryl hydrocarbon receptor complex. The coding region runs from base 1024 to 5421 and encodes 1465 amino acids. Gene Ontology annotation, biological process: regulation of transcription by RNA polymerase II. The transcript has 14 exons.
AUGUAGAUCUAGAAUAUGCAGUAUUUGUAAAAAAAAAGUUUAAACACACAUUAAUUCUAGUGUGUUAUGUGUGAACACAUUAUCAUUAUGUAGGCCUACUAGCACUGAAUCGUUUCACCCCAUUGACCUGACUUGGUCCUUGACCGGGACAGUUUUUUUUCCCCUCGGAGUAGUCUACUAUACAAGUUACAGCUGAACGGGGCAAGAUAUGCUUGACAUGGAUAAGAAAUCAAGGCGUGUGUAGUCAUAGUGUUUCGUAUACUUCGAUGUGAAUGUAGAUCUACUGUAAUAAACCUUUCUGCACUCAUAUUUGGGUUCGCGGUAAUUGCUACUGGACCUAGAUUUAGAUGUACUUAAAACUCAGUACUACAAGAUGUACUACUUCUAGCGGUGGAGUAGCCCAUUUAUUAACUGGCUGACGCCUGUCUAGAAAUGUGUGCCCAGAAAACACCUGCUCCUGUGAAGCUCUGCUUGGCCUUGUCUGGAUAGGAACAUUUCACGCUGCUGUGUAGGAGUUCACUGUCGAGUUUUUAACCAGUGCUUUAGACUUGGACUAGAUCUAGAUGUACUUGUCUAGUCUGUUUCAAUCUUCUCUGGUUUACACACAUUUACUAAUCCUCUAAUGCUGUGCCGUUUAUUAGUUUAAAGAGUAAUACAUUUAGAAAUUCUUCGUUGCUUUUUGUUACUUUUGGAAAUCUAAUGAGAUUUAGAUUAUAGAUCGAUGAACGGUGUAAAAAAUUCAGGUUGAGAAUUGGAUUAAUCUUCUAGUUACGACAUAACUCUAGUCAUUGGUGACAUGAACUGACAGGAUUAUUAUCCAAUUAUAAUCUAGUAAUUAUUGUCAUAGAAUGAUACAUUUACAAAUUAAUAUUAUUCAAUAACCAAGUUAUUCAUAAAUUCAAGGAGUGGUUUAAAAUUUACACAUUUUCUUGGAAUUGAUUAUCUGCAACAAUAGAAUAAACAAUACAAUUUUUGAUUUACAAGAGUCUAGUCUCUAAGCACCAUCACCAUGGCAACACAAGAAUGAUGUCACAUGACCAGAUGUAUUCGAUAAUUGAUGAUGAGGAUGAGGACUCAUCAGAUGUGAAAGAGGUCUUGCCCUGUCCGCCUUAUAUGUCCCCAGUGGGUUACAGCAGUGCCACCCCCAGACACAUGUCCCCACUGGGCUAUGGCGGUUCCACUCCCAGACAAAUGCAGCCUGAUGGAAUAGGGGAUCAAAUCAAAAUGGAAAGGGGUGGUAUGUUCCUGAACUUUGACACAAGCCAGGCAUCUACUAGCAUGAGCUUCAACACAGUUACUGCCACUGCCGGCAGCCACACCUCGGUUAAACAACGAGAGGCCAGUGAGUACAACUAUGCCCAGGCUCUUCUCAAGCAGGCCCCGAAGUUGACCAACUCUGGGGAUCUCGAUGGUGGCAGUGUAAUAAGAUUAGCCCGUGCCUACAUCACUUUACAACAAGGUUUAAAGUCCUGGGAAAGUUCUGGAAACAAAACCAAGUGGUGGCCAGACUACCUUGAUGGGGGCAAGCUGACAUUAGCAGCACAAGAGACCAUGAACUGUUUUGUACUCAUCAUGACACAUCACGGGCACAUUGUUUAUGUAUCAGACGCUGUGGAGAGCCUCUUAGGUCAUGACCAGAUCCAUCUUGUUGGACGUUCAAUCCAGAAUGUGGUACCUCAAGAUGAACUCCCUGUGUUGGCAGCACAGUUUUCUCUCAGCAUCGGUCCAACUGGCAGGUCCACUAUACAGAGGUCAUUUUAUACUCGCAUGCUGAAUAUUAAAUCAGUUUCUCAGCAGCAGAGGUAUGAAUUGGUCCACAUGAGUGGUCAUCUACAAGAUGUUUCACUGACCACUGGCCAGUCCAGUCCUGGUGUUCAGAGGGAGACUUGGCUGAUGUGUGCCUGCAAGGUCAUGACACCACAAAUAGAAGAGGAAGGCAACCAUGCUCCUGUCACUGAAUGGAUCUCCCACAAUGCCUUGGAUGGAAAAAUAUUGUACAUGGAUUCUAAGUCUUGUCAGGUGACAGGCUACUUACCCCAUGAGAUGGUCGGGCGUUCCACAUACUGCUUCAUUCAUCCCGAUGAUCAAGAGCAUGUUGUGUUCAGCCACAAUCAAGCAUUGAUCAAUGUGGGAGGGUCCAGCUGCACCUACAGAAUGUUCCGGAGGAGCAAUGACCUGAUCUAUGUCCACACCACCACUCAGCUGGCCAGGGACAAACAGAGUAAUAAGCCAUCAUUUCUCUUCUGCAUCAACCAGAUCAUGGAUGAGGCAGAAGGCAAACAGCAAGUAUCCAGACAACAACAAAAUUUGAUGAGUGUCAAAGACGAUCCGUCCACUAAAUACAGUAUGAAUGAUAUUGAGAAGACGGUCAAGGCUCUGGAAAUUGAAGGAGGCAACUCUCCACCGGUAAUGUCGAAAGGGGGAAUGAAGCUCAGCAAACUAACAGAAAGCUGUUCAGCAGAUGGUGGAGAUUUGCUGCGGGUGGACUUGCCCUUGCUACUGCGUUACAGCCCACUUGUUAUCAAGACUGAAAAAGACCAGUGGGCCGGCUCAGCUACCUGUCACUCUCAGAGCGGUUUGAAAAUGCAGUACACGUCAGGUAGUCGCUACCAGCAGAGUGGUGGGCAGGUGCCUGUGUCUUCUAAUGUGCCUGGCUAUCUGAGUGGCUUUGACAGUAACUCAGCUGAUCCUGGGCAACAGCAGAAUGUAUACAGCAGACCCUCUCAGCAUCACCUGUACAAAAACCAGUAUCAACAAAUGGAUACUUCUACUACAUCUAUGUCUCACUCUAUGAUCUCAACUACCAGUCCCGUUGAUAGCCCUGUCAGUGGCACUGGAUCUUACAUGGACUACUUAUAUGACAAUGCUGCAUCGCCUUCUGUUCCUUCGGAUAGCGUCAUGUUCUCCACAGAUCCCCUGAACUCCAACAUGUUGGCCUCUCCUGGCCGAGCAAGAGGCAGAGGAAGAACUAGGGGCAGGCCUAGAGGAAGUGGACGUGGUGGUAGGGGCACAACAAGAGGUGUUCGAGGGACCAGGGGACCUCGAGGUAGCAGAGGUAGUAGGGGCAGAGGUCGUGGUUCCAACAUCGCCCAGCUGUCUCAAAUGGGUGAAAUAGUUGGUGGCAUGAAGAAGUCUGAUAGUAUCAAUAUGGUUUCUUGUGGUAGCAUGUCCCCAAGGGGAAAUAUUUCUCCUAUGGGCAGCACUACCGAUUUGUUUUCUAGUCCAAACUCCACCAUGGGUCUUCAGAGGUCUAACUCUACCCUGAGUCAUCAUUCUCUAGGCCUCAGUCAAGGAGAGUUUCAAAGGAUGCCUUCUGAUGGGGACAUAAGCUCAUCUGGUCUGCAGAGGAUGAAUUCUGAUGACAACAUUAUGUUCCAGAGGAUGACUUCCUUGGAUGAUAUUGACUUCACCAUGACACAAGCUUCCAGUGAUGACAUGUCACCCAGAUCUUGGGGUCAGCAGGACUGCACAUCAAGCGCUCAGAUGCCACCUUUUCGCACAGUUCAUUCUGGGGAAUAUGUGGUGCGUGAAAAGAAAGUAGGCCGUCCGAGAGGUAGUAAAAACCAGGCCAAACACAAUUUACAGAGAGGAAAAUCAGUGGAAGAUCAUUCAGUCUUGUCCCAUGGAAGUUACAGUUCCAAUAAUCAGCAGACAUCUGUUUAUAAUCAAGAUGUCUCUACAGCUGGUCAGAACACACUGUCUCCUUAUCAUGCACAUAGCCCUCGCCAGGGUAGCAGCUCUGGCAAUAAUCUAUAUUACCAAUGUCCUACUCAGUCAGCUGGUAAUGCAAACACUUUGAGAGGACCUGAGAACUUUCAGAAGUCAAUGUCUGCACAAAAUCACUCUCUCAACCAUAUGGUGGCAGACAUGCAGGACCCGGAACAUUCGAUCCUGGGGAAUUUGCUCAAGGGAAGAGGUGAAUCAACUUCUUCCACUGGUAGCAAGUCACCUGCUCAUUCUUUGCUGAUGAAUCUUGGUAGGCAGACAGAGCUUCCAAUGGGGCCAGAAAGGGGAGGCAAGUCUCCAUCAGGUCAUGGCAUCACUCUUGACAAAGGUGGAAGGUCCCCUGCCCACUCAUUUAUUUCUGAUGUAGCAUCACCUACUUCAGUGUUUUCACCAGAACCAAGUAGAGCAACACCAUCUAUAAUCAAAGAUGAACCAGAUUUGUUGUCCCCCUAUGGUGAGUCUAGCUCAGUGAGUUCCACAACACUGAUGAUAAGUCCAAACCUGAUUCAGAACCAGCAGCAGGCAGAUGAUUAUUUCCUGUUAGAUCAAGGUCAGCACAAGACAUUAUCAGAAAUGCAAAUGUUCUCCUCUCAGCUUCGACAGAAACAUCAAUCCCUGGCCCAGAGUUUGGCUAAUCAAGAGACCAUGCUGCAUCAGCUGGAAUCUCGCAUGCAGCAGGUGGCCAAGGAUUUCAGUCCAGAGUCCACCUAUUCUCAGUUGAAUGCGCGUCUAAAUAUCAUUAAGAGUGAUAAAGCCAAGCAAGAAAAAGAGCUUCAAUUAAUUACAGCGCGAAUGGAAGAGCAGCUUCGUCAGCAGCAGCCCCGCCAGCAGCAGCAGCAACAGAUUCAACAGCAACUGGACUUACAGCGACACCGCCUAGGAUCACCCGCACCAACCAACACUAGAAGAAUGGCCAUAGUGCCCCCUAUUCAGCGUCAACCCACGGAGGGAGAAAUGAUGUCUAAUUUUUCCCAGCAUAGCAUUAGCGAUCUCAAGUCUGGUGUGUCACAGCAAGAGAAUUCCCUGGAUGAUAGUGCCAAGCCUAUUCUGGGGCUAUCUCCCCAGAGCACAGAUGGUGGGGUUAAGUCUGGAUCUUUUCAGAACCACCUCCAUUCUGGCAAAUCGAGUGCUGGUGGAUCUGCUAUCUCUUCAGCACAGAACCUUCUUCACCAGCCUACACAGCCGUCACCCUUUAGUCUACACCAUCAUCACCACCAUCAUCAUCAUUACCACCACCAUCCUCUGUUGCAGCCCCCUGCCAGGCUUCAGCAGCAUGUGGAAUUUUCAGCUACCUUGAAAGGUAGUCCACCACCACCACCACCCUACAAUUCAUUUGACACCUCUGUGUUCAACUCUGCUGUGGCAGCCCCUGCAGCACUUAGCAUAUCAGUAUCCACCAACAACACUUCCCCUAUCAUCUGUGACACAUCGCCAGUGUCAGUGGAUGAGUCUCCAGGCUGUGGCAGCGAUGCCUCAUCAGGAUACCACAGCCUGUCUCUUGGAGGCGAUUCUGCUGCUGUCUCUGCCUCUGCUCAGUACAAUAAAGGUCAUUGCCUAGAUAUGCCAGCAUCAACUCUUCCCCCAUACAACUCAAAGUCUGCCCCUUUGUUUGGCCAGUCUCACCAGAGUGUUGGGAAAUCCUCAGAAUUCAUUCCCAGUUCUGGGCAAAGCCAUACCAAAUCACCACCAACUUGACAAAACAUGUUUACAUUUACAGGAAACACUGCAUUCUUUAUUGUUGGAGCUGUUUAAACAACAAAACAGGAUAAUAAACUAGUUUGUUCCAUAUUGGAGUCUAUAUCAGCAUAUACUUAUGGAUAAAUUUGUGUGUGUAUUCAUAUCUCUCAAUUUAAAAAAGGUGCAUUUCAUAAUUAAAACCCCUCUUGCAUCAUGCACAAGUUAAGUGGGCAGCAACCUUUUAAAACAUCUAAACAGUGCAUAGAUUGCAUUUCUUUAUAAAUCUUCAACAGAUUAACCAGACUAUCACCGACAACUGUUUACAAAUGAAGCUGUACUGUUUGCUGUCCAUUCAAGCUGUUUAUCUACCACAAUGUGUAUCUUUAGUGGGACACUAUUUAUAGCUUUAACAAUUUAAGUGUUGUGUUUUUUUUUUUUUUUUUUCUACUUUCUUCUUAAAAGUGUUGACGUAUUGGUCAAAUGAAAACAUUGUCCAAGUGAAGUAGUUGUGAUUUCAAGACUAGUUUGAAGCAGAUCUCUCCAAGCACAGUCUCUGUGGUCAGAGCUAGUUGACCAACAUCAGGAUUAUUUUCUUGACACAUUUUUGUUUAGUAUUUCUUAAGAAAAAACAUUUGUGAAGACAAAAAUACAUAUUUUGGAGAGCUUUAUUUAAAUUGAAUUUUACCAAUUUUCAGAAAUGAACAUUGUUCAAAAAUUAUUUUUUUUUCUGAAAUUGCUUGUUCAUUUAAAUUACUGUUCAUGUCUGUACAUUUCAUAUAAUUCAUUCUGGUCUUUGCGAUGACUAGGCCACCCGAGUGUUCUACUUGUAACGAUGAUCUCAUUGGAUCUAUUCCUGCAGAUUUCAUUUUUCUUUUCUAAGCUGUGACAGAAUGCUUAAUUUAAGACCUAUAUAAAACAAAAAGAAAUGAUACCGGUAGUUAAUACUUCUGUGACUUCUAUAAUAGUGGCACCAUUAUACCACUCUAAAAAUCAUUCUUUGAGGGAUAACUAAUCAUUUAAAGCAAAUAGAAUAAUUUCUUUUAACAUCUACCACUCUGUUCUGUUUAGCACAAUUGUUAUUAGAAUUAGUUUUUUAGGCUUCAUAUCUUUGCUUGUCAGUUUUAUUUAAAAGUCAAGAAAGUUUGUUUGUUUUUUUUCCCAAAAAUUGUCUAAAAUUGUGUUAAAUGUUAUCAUUAUAGCCAGUCCCUAACUAGACAGUGACUUAAGGAAAGUGCUUGAAAUGAGCUUUAGUUCAAUUUUUGUUGCUCCUUAUUUCAAUUUGUACAUUAUUUAUAAUUCUUAGUCACGGUCUACAUUUUUUGUUUUGGUUCAGUUUGUUCAGAAUCAGUGUCACUCUUGGUGUAAUGUUUACUUAGUAUUUUCCUUCUGGAAACAGAAUGCCCCCCCCCCCCCCCCUUCCCCACUUCGUGGAAGUAUUAGUUUAGUCAGAAAAGAAAAAUGCAGGCAUAAAAUCUAAAAUGUUAGUUGCUUAGCUGUAAUGAAAACAUUUGACCUGUCUGACUAAAAAGAUGGAUCACGAGGACUAAGAGUUCUGGGGGUGAAAGUGUGUGCUCUAACAGGUAAUACAUUUUUAUACAAUUUUGGUUCUUGAAGAGUUUUACAAAAAUUGUUAACUUCAAUAGCGUGUUGAAUUGUAUUAAAUGUAUACAUAUCUAAUUAUAGACUUUUACCCGACUCAGCAACCUGGCAGUUACUUAGAUCAUCAUUAUACAUUUGUUUUUCUUUCACUUUUGGUGCCCUUCUGUUCUUUUAUUAAAUUUGUACAAAAUUGUAACACUAAAUUCAGCUUAGGCUCCCUAAAUGAAAUGAUUCACAUACAAACUCAUGUGAACUAGAGUGUUAGACCCAGAGGUAAUAACAUACUACAGUUCAUAAUAACAUAUAUAUAGGACUAGUUAUUUGAAUGUUUCAUAAGUAAAAACAAAAAUUUGAAAGUCAGCCUGCUGCAAAAGUUCAAUAUUUAAUGAAUGUGCUGAUCAGUUGUUGUAAACAGAUUAAAAAAUCAAAAAAAAAAAAUCCUUGACCUGUUACUGUUCUUGACCUUUGAACCAAAACACACACCACAGAGUUCUGUUUGCCUCAUGUGAUAACACAUUUGUUACUGUACAUAGUUUGUAAAUACUCUCUGUAUGCUUCUCUCUCUUUUGUACAAAACAUCAAAAAUGUGUCUAUAAUUACAUCAUUGAGACUUUCUUGGUUAUAUUUCUUUGUUUUUUUUGGAGGCACAGCUUGUUGUAAUUUUUGAAUAUAAAUAAUGAAAUAACAAAUCAAUACUCUUUAUGAUGUUAAUUCUAAAAAAAAAUAAUUUGUUUUGUUCUCUUUGUUAUAAUGUAAUGUUGUAUUGGGAAAUGAGAAAAAAUCACUUUUUUGUUUUCUUGAAAUAAUGUACACUGGUUCUCCUUCUGUCUUUCCAAUUAUUUUUUUUUGUUCUAUUGACUUGAGUCUUUCAUUGAGUGACAUACUUUUCUUUGAUAUUGACCGCUAGACAUUGAUUGUGUAUUUUUUUUUGUCUUUGUCCCUUGACUUAACUUGUUCUUUAACUUGUCAGUAAUUAGUACAUGUGGUAAAGAACAGGGUAGAUAAUUUCAUUUUUUUAAAAAUAUUUUACUUGCAGAGUUUUCAGGAAAUAGGUUGUGACUGUGAACUGGCAGAUAUGCCCUCCCCUCCAACACCUAUAUUUCUUAUCACUUGAUCCAGCAUCCUUUGGCCAAAUUACUUAAUGUUCACAUUCAAUAUUUUUUUUUACAUUUAUUUCAGAGGGGAAUAGGACUUCCCAGAAUGGGAUGGGAAAAUAAUUGCAGUUUAUGUGGGGUUCUGUUUGGAAGUUAGCAGAAUGAUUUUACAAAAAAUAAAACCUUAUGCUUUUAGCUGACAUUGUUACCUGUAUAUAGACAAUGGGUCAGAGCCACCAUAUAGCAGGUAUCACUGAACUAGACUACUGGUCACAACAUGUCCGUUUCAACUAUGAAAUCCAUAUAUAUAUAUAUAUAUACAUAAACUAUAAUAUAUAAAUAAAUCAUCAUCUAGGAGGAUUGACAUGAUCUCCUUUGAAACCUGGCCAGGACCAGACUCAUUUGUUCAUUCCAAACAUUACUGAUGCCACAUUGGCCGGUUUGGAGAUUCCUUCAACUGGGAUGUUCACUCCUGCUUUCCCACCCAGUGAGAACACACAUCUUUGUUUGUACACACAUAGGGCUUGUUGUUUAUAAUACUUCACUGGUCUACAAGAGUAGAAGUGUAGCUAUUACCAAGAAAACCUUUUUUUUAAAUCUCUGUUUACCAGUAAGAUGAAUGCAUUGGUUGUACAUGUUACUUUAUGAAGACCAUUGCAUUGAUUGUUCUCCUCAUCCAUAUCAUCUGUAUGUGCCCAUUGUUGAAGAUGUUUGGAGAGAAUUGUUUUUAAGCAUUAUUUACCAUAAAGUGAUAAAACACUGCUUUCUGUUGGAUUGCUGACAUCUUCAAGAAAUGUUAUCAAGUUGAAACUAACUUUCUGGUUGUUGACUGAAUGGUUUAGACAAGAGGCUGUGUGUUUGUCAACACAUAAUAUCUCCACCUGUUUGUAACAUGGAUUGACUCUUAAAACAAAAACACACUUAAUUCUUUUUUUUUUCUAUCUUAGCUUUUGUUUGUUGACUCUAUUUGCUAACAAUGAAAUAACAAAAAGCAUUACAAAUGUUCAUUACAACAUGAUGUUAUUGGUGUAUUUUGGUCGUUGUUUAUUUUUUAAUGUUGAUACUUUUAUUUUGUUUGUUUCAGAUAGUUAAGGUUGUAGAAAUUAUUUAUGUAUUUUAUAGUUUAUGUAUAAUUUACUAACUGGCCAGCAUUUAUCAAGUUUUACUAUUAAUUAAAGGAGCCAACCCUAUUGCCCUCCCCACUCUGUCCCAUAGUGAUAGUGAUUUCUAAAAUAUCACAGGUAAAGUUAAAAAAAAAGAAAUUACCAUUGAAGCUAAUGAGCACAUUUUUUUUCUUCCUGUUUAAAAAGUCAUUAGCCAAGUCAAGAAAUUGGGUGGUGGUUUGUGUAGUAUGAGGACUGCCCUCCCAUCCCCUGCUGUCUUUAAGUAAGUUCGGACUAGGAUUUAAUAAUCUCUUUUCCAAAGGAAUGUCUGAAACUUUCCUAAGUCACAAAGUUGGUCUCAAACACCUUGCCAUAAACCAAAUGUCUCAAUACAAUAAUUAAGUAUUGUGGUAGAAUAACAGACCUCACCAAAGAAAAUAAUUUUGUUUGUUUUGAAAGAUACAAUUUAGAAUGAAAAUGUUCAGGUUUUAUAGAAUAUAUUAAGUUGUGAUUUAUAUUUUGUUUAUAAAACUAUUAUGUCUGUAAAGGUUGUUCAUUUUAUUUGUAGCACUAUUUUUGUUAUCAAACUAGUUGGUCAAUGAUGAAUAGAUGCAUUCAGUGUUCACGUUUUGGUCAGUGUUCAUCAACACAUGAAGUGAAACAAAUAAAGUGUGAUGUUGUAGACUUGCAGUCAUGAACAGCUUUUGUUUGGGUCUCUGUCUCUAGAAGUGAACUAAAACAGGACAUUUAUAGCUACUACAAUUCUGCAGCCAGAAAGUUCAUCUGAUACCUGCAAUAAAGACUGCAAUGUCACUAUUUAGUUUGAAGUGGUAGUAACGCUAAGCCUUUUUAAAGUUGUAGGUCACUGUGUUAACUAAAUAAAAUAAAAAAAUGUCAACAAUUUGAUUGAUCCCACUGUUAAUUGUUACUGACUUUUUCUGUUGGUUGGUGAAAUAGUAUAAAUAUAAUUUUUCCCUUAUUCAACAACCUAUAAACCUGUGAGAUGCAGGAAGUUUUAAGUAACCAAUGAUUGGUUCAACAACAUUGUUGUAAUAUUGGCAGAAAAUAUGGAUUCUAUUGUUUAUUUAUUAUUUUUUUUUUUAGAUUUAAUAGAUUUUUGAUAUUCAGUACUAGUAGAGAAUGACUUAGCAUUGUGAUUUAUUUGGACAUUUGUUUCAACAUUUUAUUGAUUGUUUUCUUUCUGUGAAGACAUGAUGUUUCUACACCAAUGUAUUUAGGACUGGCAAUGUAUUGAUGUGGUCGUUGUGGGCAAUGUCUCCUCUUCUAUUCUAACUCAACCUUGACCCCCACACUGACACCAAGUGGGUUUUUGUUGGAGACAUUUUGUUGGUGUGGACUUCCAAUGGUUUUUCAUUCUCCUUUGGUUGAUGAGUUGUGUCUUAGGGCUAAACUUGUUUUCAACUUGUCCAUUGGCUGGUUGGGUAUAGGCUUGGUGUUUUUUCUCAACCAAAAAAAAAAAAACAAACAAAAUACAA